Molecule: messenger RNA, 2829 nt
Organism: Antechinus flavipes (yellow-footed antechinus)
Lineage: Eukaryota; Metazoa; Chordata; Mammalia; Dasyuromorphia; Dasyuridae
Gene: TDRKH
Product: tudor and KH domain containing
Exons: 15
Coding region: 344-2212 (622 amino acids)
Biological process (GO): spermatogenesis
Molecular function (GO): RNA binding
Source: RefSeq, a predicted model, not a curated record
GUCUUGUGGGAGUGUCAGUACAAAAGCAAAUUUUUAUAGUCGCCUUAACCUCAGAAAUCAUAACUGCAAAGAAAAGACUCUAACUUUAAUAUUUAGUGAUGCUAGCAUAAGUUGGAGAGCCUAUUUUUAGUCUUACCAGGGUUCCAAUCUUAGGAUCAUAGAUUUAGAGCUGGAAGGGACCACAGAGUUUAUCUAGUUCAAAUCCCUAAUUCUACAGAUGAGGAAACUGAUCCCCAGAGAGGUUAAGUGAUUUGCCCAAGAUCAUACAGCUCUGUCAAGUAAGCAAGUAUCCUCAUAUUUUUCUGUCCGGAUCAGAGAUUUCAUCUGUGAAAGGAGUUCCUGAAUGCAGGUUAGAACUUCAGAGAAAAUGUCCACUGAAUGGUCUUCUUGGACAAACCUCUCAACCAUUCAGAAAAUAGCACUGGGCCUUGGAAUUCCAGCCAGCCUGACCGUUGCUUAUAUCCUCUACCGAAGGUAUAGAGAAAGCAGAGUGACCUCCUUGGGAUAUAAGCCUAAUACUAGAGUCGCUGGGUCAAAGGAAGAACGUCUGACAUUCGUUGGGGAAGAUGAUAUUGAGGUAGAAAUGCGGGUACCCCAGGAGGCUGUGAAGCUGAUUAUUGGCCGACAAGGAGCCAAUAUUAAACAACUAAGGAAACAGACUGGUGCUCGAAUUGAUGUGGACACAGAAGAUGUAGGUGAAGAACGAGUGCUGCUCAUCAGUGGCUUUCCUGUCCAGGUUUGCAAAGCCAAAGCAGCAAUCCACCAGAUUCUGACGGAGAACACCCCAGUGUAUGAACAGCUUUCAGUACCUCAGAGAUCUGUGGGCAGAAUUAUAGGGAGGGGUGGGGAAACCAUUCGUGCCAUCUGCAAGAGUUCUGGGGCCAAAAUUACCUGUGACAAGGAAUCAGAAGGGACAUUGCUACUAACACGACUCAUAAAGAUUUCAGGAACACAGAAGGAAGUGGCAGCAGCCAAGCAUCUUAUUCUAGAAAAAGUGUCCGAAGAUGAAGAGCUUCGGAAGAGGAUUGCUCAUUCGGCAGAAUCCAGAGUACAGCGCAAACAGCCCAUCAGUGUCAAGAGAGAAGAAGUGGCAGGGCCUGGAGGAGCUGGGGAGCCAGCCUUUCCUAAGGACAUGAGCACUGGCAAGAAACUGGCCCCAUCACUGGCUGCCAAUCCUAGCCGAGGAGGAGGAGAUACAGCUGGUUUGAGACCAGAACGGGUGGAACAUUCCCAUGAAAAAAAGCUCAGUGACAACAGCCACCAGGAGGACAUGGGAGCCCAAGCCAAUCCAGAGAUGCCAAAAUUUGAAAUCCCCAGCCCUGACUUCAGUUUUCAUGCUGAUGAGUAUCUAGAAGUCUAUGUGUCUGCCUCCGAAAACCCCAACCAUUUUUGGAUCCAGAUUAUUGGCUCCCGCAGUUUACAACUGGACAAGCUGGUCAAUGAGAUGACCCAAUACUAUGAGAACAGUCAAUCACCUGAAGAUCUUACCGUACACGUGGGUGACAUUGUAGCAGCACCUUUACCUACAGAUGGACCCUGGUAUCGGGCCCGUGUCCUGGGUACCCUCGAGAAUGGGAAUCUGGAUCUCUACUUUGUUGACUUUGGAGAUAAUGGGGAGAGCCCACUCAAGGAUUUGAGAGCUAUCAGGAGUGACUUUCUAAGCCUCCCAUUCCAAGCAAUAGAAUGUAGUCUAGCAAGGAUUGUUCCCUCAGGUGAACAGUGGGAAGAGGAAGCACUAGAUGAAUUUGACCGUCUCACUCACUGCGCAGAGUGGAAGCCUCUGGUGGCCAAGAUCUCCAGCUAUGUGCAAACAGGAAUUUCUACUUGGCCAGAAAUACACCUUUAUGACACAAGCAAUGGACAGAAUCUUGACAUUGGGCUAGAACUAGUACGCCAAGGUUUUGCAGUUGAACUUCCCCAAGACGUGGGAGAAGGAGAUGCUGCUGUCCCUGAGAUGCUGCAGGAUAUAUUGGCCACAGAGACAGAUGCCUCUCUAGACAGCCUGUUGUCUGAGGCUAAGAAGAGUCCUGGAGAGACACCACACACUCUCUCAUGCCUCAGUUUAUCAGGAAGUUGGCAAGGUAUGGCAUGGGAGCCUGUGGCUGAACAGAAAAUCGAAUUCCACAGAAGAUACCCACAUUUCCUCCUUUGUGGGCUGCUUCCUGAUUGGCCUGCUGUGAACCAAAUACAGCUUCUUCUACUAGCAGAAUGAAGAACUUUUCAGAAAAAGACUAUAUAUGCGUGUAUGUGUGUAUGUGUCUAUCAGAAGCUGCCUGGCUUCCUUUAGCACUGCCCACAACUACUAGCAAUAAAAGUACCAUCCCACUAAUUCAGGAUAUUUGGUCGAAACUUGAGAUGGGAAAUAUUGGUUAGGUUUCUGUUAGUUGAGAAUAAGGAUCAUUCAUUCAGAAGUCUACUUCAUUUUAUGAGGUGACUUACUAGAAAAAUUUUUAAGUUGUGAAUUGAGGAAGUUCUGAGCCCCCAUGUGCUCUCACGGUUCUUUCCAACUGUGGAUGAAGAGGCAGAGUAUAAAGGCAACAGGGUUGAAAUCAAAUAGUCCAAGGAAAUAAGCAGGUAAUGCUCCCUUGCCAGCUUCAGGUGAUAUCACGCCAAUUAUUGAGGGCAAGAUUUUUGAGAGUUGUUUUCUUUUUUGAACCUAGGCUGUUUUGCAAGUAGAAAAACAAGAUCUCAGGAACAUGUUAUAAGAUGCAAUGCCUUAGGUAGGUGUAAUGCCUACUAUAUGUAUGCAUAUCCAUAUGUAUGUAAAAAUAGAGAACUCUGUAAGCCACUUAAGAGAAUCAUUAAAAUAAAGUUCUGGUUUUAAAAUGA